UCGUGUCAUCCCACAUAUAUAUAUAUUUUAAUUAUAUAAAAAAAGCCAAUUUGCUGUUAGAUUUUCAAUUGAACAACUGCUGCUGGCUAAACAACAAGAAUGUCCACACAGCUUUUCAACGAGAAUGCCACGCAAGAGCGGGCCGAGAAUGCCCGUUUGAGCAACAUCAUUGGCGCAAUCGCCGUCGGAGAUCUGGUAAAGAGCACACUGGGUCCCAAGGGCAUGGAUAAGAUUUUGCAGUCCUCCUCGUCGCGUGGUGACGACGGCCUGGUGGUCACAAACGACGGCGCAACCAUUCUCAAAUCCAUCCCGCUGGACAAUGCGGCCGCCAAGGUGCUGGUGAACAUUUCAAAGGUGCAGGACGAUGAGGUCGGCGAUGGCACGACCUCCGUGUGCGUUCUGGCUGCUGAGAUUCUGAGGCAGGCUGAGCAGCUGCUCGACCAGCGCAUCCACCCGCAGACCAUUAUUGACGGAUUCAGACUGGCGACUGCCAAAGCGCGCGAGGCGCUGGAGAACGCCGCGGUGUCGCACAAGGAUGAUGAGGCGCAGUGGCGCGAGGAUCUGCUGAGCAUUGCGCGCACGACGCUGAGCUCCAAGGUCCUUGCCGCCGACAAGCACAAGUUCGCCGAGGUCUGUGUCGAUGCCGUGCUGCGCCUCAAGGGAAGCACCAAUCUGGAUCGCAUUCAGAUUAUCAAGAAGGCCGGUGGAAAGGUCUCCGACUCGUACCUGUCUGAUGGCUUUAUCCUGAACAAGAAGAUCGGUGUCAACCAGCCGCGGUUGGUCAAGGGCGCGAAGAUCCUAGUUGCCAAUACGCCCAUGGAUACCGACAAGGUCAAGGUGUUCGGCGCCAAGAUCAAGGUGUCCGACACCGCACAGCUCGCCGACCUGGAGCGCGCUGAGCGCGAGAAGAUGCGCGCCAAGGUGCAGAAGAUCGCUGCCCUGGGCAUCAACGUGUUUGUCAACCGCCAGCUCAUCUACAACUGGCCCGAGCAGCUGUUCGCCGAUGCCGCGACUGGCCUGGUUACCGGCGGCGAGAUUGCCUCUUCCUUUGAUAAUCCCGAGCUCAUCGCCCUGGGAAGCUGCGACACCGUCGAGGAGAUCAUCAUCGGCGAGGACCGCAUGGUCAAGUUUGGCGGCACCGCAGCCGGAAAGGCCUGCACUGUUGUUCUGCGCGGCGGAACCAACCAGAUGCUCGACGAGGCUGAGCGGUCCAUCCACGACGCCAUUGCCGUCCUCAGCCAGACUAUUGCCGAGCCGCGCAUCGUGUACGGUGGAGGAUGCUCUGAGAUGCUCAUGAGCAAGGCUGUAGACGAGGCUGCAAAGCUGUCGAUCGCAAUGGAGGCCUUUGCGCGCGCCCUGCGCCAGAUGCCCACGAUCCUGGCCGAUAACGCAGGUCUUGACAGUGCCGAUCUGGUUGCUAAGCUGCGCGCAGCUCACUACGAGGGCAGGUCCACCACCGGUCUGGAUCUCUUCAACGGCGACGUCAUCGAUGUGGUUGGCAAGGUCACCGAGAGCUUCAAGCUGAAGCGCCAGGUGCUCCUCAGUGCCUCGGAGGCUGCCGAGAUGAUUCUCCGCGUCGACGACAUCAUCCGCUGCGCCCCCAGACAAAGACGGAACUAGGUUCUUGGUUAAAUACACACAAAAAUGCCAUUUUUAUCCUCAAAUUAAACAGCAAAUGACAAUCAAGAAAAUAGUCUAGAGCUCCCUAAUAAUAA
Kickxella alabastrina is the source of this 1715-nucleotide messenger RNA. Its product is annotated as chaperonin Cpn60/TCP-1 family. Bases 100 to 1620 code for a protein of 506 amino acids. Lineage: Eukaryota; Fungi; Kickxellomycota; Kickxellomycetes; Kickxellales; Kickxellaceae. The record is from RefSeq and is a predicted model, not a curated record. Gene Ontology annotation, biological process: protein folding. Gene Ontology annotation, cellular component: cytosol; chaperonin-containing T-complex. Gene Ontology annotation, molecular function: ATP-dependent protein folding chaperone; ATP binding; ATP hydrolysis activity. The transcript has 3 exons.